AUGGUCCUCGAAGCUACAAUGGUCGCUAUAGACAACUCCGAAUAUAUGAGAAAUGGAGAUUAUCUAACUACAAGAUAUGACGCACAAUUGACUGCAACAGAGUUCAUAUUCCAAAACAAGAUUAAUUCCAAUCCCGAAAAUACAGUGGGGUUGUUGGCUUAUGGGGGCACGGGUCCUCAAGUCUUGAGUACAUUAACAACAGACUAUGGUAAGAUAUUGUCAGGAGUGCACGAGACCAAAAUUCACGGUGAGAAUCACUUCAGUAAUGGCAUUGAGGUUGCUGCAUUAGCCUUGAAACAUCGUCAAAAUAAAGUACAACAUCAAAGAAUCAUAAUAUUCGUUGGGUCUCCUUUGAAGGAAGAUGAAAAGCAGUUGGAAAAACUUGCAAAGAAGUUAAAAAAGAACAACGUGGCCAUCGACAUCAUAAACUUUGGUGAAGAAAGUGUAAAUACCAGCAAAUUGGAAAAGUUCCACUCAAUUGUAAACAACCACGAUAAUUCACAUUUGGUAACCAUCCCACCUGGGCCAAGACUUUUGUAUGAAGUUGUUGCUACAUCUUCUAUCCUAGUGGAGGAUGGUGCUUUUGGAGGUGCAGGCAGUGGCGAACAAGACUUUUUCGGUGGAGGUGGAGUUGCAGGUGCAGGAGACAUUAUUGACCCUAACAUGGAUCCAGAUUUAGCUUUGGCAUUGAGGUUGUCUUUAGAAGAAGAGAAGGCUAGACAGGAAAGGGAGGCUGCCGAAAAGGCCAAGAGCGAGGGCGGUGGAAGUGGAAGUGACAAGCCUGAAGACGCUAAAAAAGAUGAUGGAGACAAAGACGGUGGUGAUCAGGAUGUGAAGAUGGAAGAGUCUAAAUAG
Messenger RNA from Lodderomyces theae, 855 nucleotides. It is a transcript of the gene RPN10, whose product is annotated as proteasome regulatory particle base subunit. Lineage: Eukaryota; Fungi; Ascomycota; Pichiomycetes; Serinales; Debaryomycetaceae. The record is from RefSeq and is a predicted model, not a curated record. Gene Ontology annotation, biological process: proteasome-mediated ubiquitin-dependent protein catabolic process. Bases 1 to 855 code for a protein of 284 amino acids. Gene Ontology annotation, cellular component: cytosol; proteasome regulatory particle, base subcomplex; nucleus. The transcript has a single exon. Gene Ontology annotation, molecular function: polyubiquitin modification-dependent protein binding.